Rhizoctonia solani is the source of this 747-nucleotide messenger RNA. RefSeq names its product WD repeat-containing protein. The record is from RefSeq and is a predicted model, not a curated record. Lineage: Eukaryota; Fungi; Basidiomycota; Agaricomycetes; Cantharellales; Ceratobasidiaceae. Bases 1 to 747 code for a protein of 248 amino acids. The transcript is spliced from 3 exons.
AUGUUCCACACCUCUCCAUCCAAGUGUACCCCGCAAACGCCAUCAAAAACUCCUCGAAGACGUGCCAAUACCACUCAAGGAGGUCACGUUGAUGUCAUAUCACUCGGUAUCGGUGCUCUUUCGCUUUCACCCUCAAAGGCGCUUGGUCCCAACGACUCGCUCAAUCCGUUCCUUGAGCCUUCCUCAAAGCCACGGGCGCCUUCCCCAACUAGAGUACGCUCCAAGCAUGGUCGAUCGAAUACACUAUCUGCGGCCGUCGGUGCGCGUGCGAUUGGGAUUACCGAUGCGUUAGCAAAUGAAGCACGUCAGGGUAUCUUGCACAAAGGUGGACUGGAGAGCAAGUACGAUUCGAUUAACAUCACUCGUGACUGGCCAGUAUCGCGAGGAAAAACUACUGAGACACGCACAGGGAGCGUGUCUUCUCGACCCAAGGCCUCACAUGCUCCAAUUAGCUUCGACAAACCUCUAGGCACAGACGAUCGCUUUGUCCCGUCCCGUGCUGUUACAACUAGCAACACCGCAACUGUUUCUCCGGGACAUGCUGCACGUUUAACUGCCUCACUUGCGCUGCCAUCUGCCUCGCAGCGCAUUCUUACGUAUUGCGAGGCGCCUCCACUACCAGCCACCGACUCCACACUAGCGCUCCAACGCUCCCUGGCUCAAUCUUUGCAUACACGCCCCGGACAAGGAUCCGGAGCUGGCGGAGGAUCCGCCCAACGUCUAGAAGAAAAUCUCGGACAAGCCUGA